This is a messenger RNA of Amphibalanus amphitrite, 609 nucleotides long. RefSeq names its product uridine-cytidine kinase 2-B-like. Gene Ontology annotation, molecular function: ATP binding; kinase activity. Bases 253 to 609 code for a protein of 118 amino acids. Gene Ontology annotation, cellular component: cytoplasm; cytosol. The transcript has 6 exons. The record is from RefSeq and is a predicted model, not a curated record. NCBI's taxonomy places the organism in Eukaryota, Metazoa, Arthropoda, Thecostraca, Balanomorpha, Balanidae.
GUUUAUUAUAGAGUUCAGUGCAAAAAGUAUUGAAAAAAAAAAACACUGAAAAACCCACUGAACUCUAUAAUGGAAGAAAACAGUGAAACACAGUGAUAAAUCCCGUUGAUAUUAUUUGGGUCAUUCCACGUCGCCUGAUUCCAUUGGGGGCGCCUGAUUCCUGAGCCUUCGAGGAACGUGGAGCUGGCUGUGGACUGACUGCAUGGAAUACUUGGUUGGAAGUACCUCCAGCCUGCUUAUCCACUGUUAAGCAUGUCUGCUGCAAGAAGGGCAUCUGACUUUGUGACAAGCCCGAUGAUGAAGCACACAAAUGGCCAGGUCUCGAAUGUGCCGUUCAUUAUUGGAGUUGGAGGAGGAACGGCUUCAGGAAAGUCGACGGUGUGUAAACGCAUCAUGGAGAGGCUGGGCCAGGAGGCGAUCGAGCAGGAGCACCGCCGGGUGGUCUGCAUCAGCCAGGACAGCUUCUACCGCAACCUGAGCUCGCACCAGUCGGAGCUGGCCCGGCGCGGACAGAUCAACUUCGACCAUCCCGGUCAUAUGAGUUGUCGGAGAGGAUACUUUUCACGCGCUCGAGUUCCUGAUGAAGAAGUUCCCACGUCGAACAUUUAG